UGUCAAAAAUUUGACAAACUACCAUCGCUGCUGUCUUGUGAUUUUUCGAUUGAGUUUUUGUGUUCUGCCGAGGUAAUUCGUUCGAUAGCUUUGCAAAAAAAUCUGUGAAUAAAAUCCGUGAAUAUUUAAAUAAUCCUUUGUGAUUUUUCAACUUUUAAAAUGAGUGGCUUUCCGGGUACAUUCGCUUUCGACGAAUAUGGCAGACCUUUCAUCAUUUUGCGUGACCAAGAGAACCAGAAGAGAAUUACUGGAACCGAUGCAAUUAAGACUCACAUUUUGGCUGCUCGCCAAAUUGCAUCGACCCUGAAGACCUCACUGGGACCCAAAGGUCUGGACAAGAUCAUGGUCAGUGCCGAUGGUGAUGUAACAGUCACCAAUGACGGUGCUACCAUCUUGAAAUUGAUGGAAGUCGAUCAUGAGAUUGGUAAAUUGAUGGUUCAAUUGAGUCAAUCGCAAGAUGAUGAAAUUGGUGAUGGAACCACUGGCGUAGUUGUUUUGGCUGGAGCCUUGCUCGAACAAGCCGAAAGCCUCAUCGAUCGUGGCAUUCAUCCAAUUCGUAUUGCUGAUGGUUUUGAAUUGGCUGCACAGUGUGCUGUCAAGCAAUUGGAUUCAAUUGCUGAACCCUUCCCAAUCGAUCCCAAGAACAAGGAACCUCUGGUCCAAAUUGCAAUGACUACUUUGGGCAGCAAGAUUGUCAACAAGUGCCAUCGUCAAAUGGCUGAGAUGGCUGUUGAUGCCGUCCUCAAUGUGGCCGACAUCGAAGCAAAGGAUGUCAACUUUGAAUUGAUCAAGAUUGAGACCAAGGUUGGUGGACGCAUGGAAGACUCUAUGUUGGUUAAAGGUGUUGUCGUCGACAAGACCAUGAGCCACGCUCAGAUGCCUAAAGUAUUGAAGGAUGUCAAGUUGGCCAUCCUCACCUGUCCAUUCGAACCACCAAAGCCAAAGACCAAGCAUAAGUUGGAUGUCACCUCAGCUGAAGACUACAAAGCAUUGAGGGCUUAUGAAGCUGAAAAGUUCGCUGAUAUGGUUAAGAAGGUCAAAGAUGCUGGUGCAACUUUGGCUAUCUGCCAAUGGGGUUUCGAUGAUGAAGCCAAUCACUUGCUUUUGCAACACAAUCUUCCAGCUGUACGUUGGGUCGGUGGACCUGAGAUUGAAUUGAUUGCUAUCGCUACUAAGGGACGUAUUGUUCCUCGUUUUGAAGAACUAUCCGCAGAGAAACUCGGCAAGGCUGGUCUUGUCAGAGAAAUGUCUUUCGGUACUUCCAAGGAUAAGAUGUUGGUUAUUGAGGAAUGCCUGAACUCAAAGGCAGUUACUAUUUUCCUACGGGGUGGCAAUGAAAUGAUCAUUGCUGAAGCUAAGAGGUCAAUCCACGAUGCCAUUUGUGUAGUUCGUUCAUUGAUCAAGGAUUCCCGUGUUGUUUAUGGAGGAGGUGCAGCUGAAAUCAGCUGUUCAUUGGCUGUGGCCAAGGAAGCCGAUCAACUUUCAACCCUCGAACAAUAUGCCUUCCGUUCAUUUGCUAUUGCAUUGGAGAAUAUUCCAUUGGCUUUGGCUGAAAACAGUGGUCUGCAUCCAAUUGAGACCCUCUCAGAGUUGAAAUCCCGCCAGGUUGCCGAAAAAUUACCCAGCUUGGGUGUUGACUGCAUGUUAACAGGUGAUUCGGAUAUGAAGAAUCAUCAUGUUGUUGAGUCUCUGCAUUCCAAGAAACAACAAAUCCUUUUGGCCACACAAUUGGUGAAGAUGAUUUUGAAGAUUGACGAUGUGCGAACCAAACAAGAUAAUGAGUACUAAGUUGCGCUCUUCAUACACUUUUUUGUGUUAACUCAUUUGUGUUCUUUUUCACUCAUUAACAUCGUUUAUAAAUGUGUUUUUUUGUUUAGUUUUACUUUCACUAAAGUAAAUUUGGUGGAAAAGAAAAAUAAAAAAAAAAUCACUACACGCUAAAAAAUUUGUCAUCAUCUCCUUUAUAAAUCAGCUCACAAAUUAUUUUUGUCUUCUUUUUUAAUAAUUAUUUUAAACACUCACAUAUAAAAAAAAAAUACAAAACGGAAUUAAUAAAAUCACAACUUUAAAACGUGAAUAAUACAA
This is a messenger RNA of Episyrphus balteatus (marmalade hoverfly), 2085 nucleotides long. RefSeq names its product T-complex protein 1 subunit epsilon (gene CCT5). Gene Ontology annotation, cellular component: chaperonin-containing T-complex. NCBI's taxonomy places the organism in Eukaryota, Metazoa, Arthropoda, Insecta, Diptera, Syrphidae. The transcript is spliced from 3 exons. Gene Ontology annotation, molecular function: ATP-dependent protein folding chaperone; ATP hydrolysis activity; ATP binding. The record is from RefSeq and is a predicted model, not a curated record. Gene Ontology annotation, biological process: protein folding. The coding region runs from base 160 to 1788 and encodes 542 amino acids.